Molecule: messenger RNA, 3565 nt
Organism: Physcomitrium patens
Lineage: Eukaryota; Viridiplantae; Streptophyta; Bryopsida; Funariales; Funariaceae
Product: leucine-rich repeat receptor-like protein kinase PEPR1
Biological process (GO): protein phosphorylation
Molecular function (GO): protein kinase activity; protein binding; ATP binding
Source: RefSeq, a predicted model, not a curated record
GGGGGGGGGGUGGGGGGUCAGUCGAGGGAGAACAUCAAGCGUGAAAGAGCUCCACAAUAUUUUUGAGCCGUGAGUAGACUUGCUCUGAAAGAACCCGGUUCCUAAUCUCGUGUGUGAAACUGCAUCCUAUGCCCAUGUUGGUCUCUUAACUGAAGCGGCCGACGGCGGACUGUUUGGUUUUGUGAUCUAGUAUGUUAGAAUAGAAGCUUCGAUUGGACGCUCAUUAACACACUGACUUCCAAGGCAGACUCUCAGCUUGGUCGGACAUUUCGUCUCCUUCAAGUGCAAGCACUAGCUUUAUGGAAGAAUUGGUCAAAGGGUCGGGGGUUUAAUCUAUAUGGUAUCGCAAGAGUGAUGCAGUUCCCGGAGGCCGAGUUUGGAUCAAGAGCUCGAAUGCUGAUUAAACUCAGUAGUAAAAACCCUCUAUAGCACAGGGUAAUGUGGUGAAGGAAGGUUGAAACAGUUUGCCACAUACCAACUGGAGUCGGCGGAGUGAGGAUCUACAAGAAAAGCCCUUCUAGGGGAAGUCUGAGAAGGAGUUGUGUAGGUAUUCUGAGAUUAGUUGGAGUAAUUAGGACCUUCCGCAGCCGCCGCGGCUAAUCGACGGUUGAGAAAUUCUGAUCAACGUUGAAAACACUCCAACGAAAACCUUGCAAAAUGAUGCGGGGACGUAUCAUAUUAAUCUCUAGAGCGAAAAGACGAAAGGAGGUGCCGCGAUUCGUCUUCGCGAGCAUUUUCCUGAACCUUGUAUCGUUGAUUGACUUGAGGGUAGCAGCUUGUAACAGUACUUCUUGCGAUGAAACCAUGGGAGCAGCCAGUUCUUUCGUGGGUUUAAGAGUGGAGCAGGCAACAGCAAGAAGACUACUGGCUGUGGACUCAACGCAAACUUUGCGGCAAGAUGGCGACGUUCUGAUUCAACUUAAGGAUACCAUCAAAAUAUAUUGUGGGGACCCAAACAACAUCACCUCUAUGUGGAAACCUCAGGGGAAGCGUCAAGCUGUUAAUCCGUGUAAGGAGAAGAACGGAACAAAGCAAUACUGGCGAGGAAUCGAUUGCAGUGCUGACUUGAGGGUUGAAUCCAUCAAUCUCACUAACCUGGGCUUCUCGUGCAAACUGAGCCUCCUGGUUCCUUCUCUGAGAUCUCUAUCGCGCUUGAAACACCUCGAUUUGUCGAAUAAUUCUCUCACAGGGCCGAUCCCGCUGGAACUUGCGUCCGCUACAGCCUUGGAAACCCUACACCUCAGAAGCAAUCGCCUAGAUGGGCAGGUGGUACCAACAAUAUUCCGAGCUUUAAGCAACCUCACCUCGCUCGAUGUCGGGAACAACAGUCUUCAAGGAUCAAUUCCCCCCUCACUGGGUGGUUUGCAAUUUUUAGAAACCCUUGACAUGUCGGGAAACAACCUCACUGGUCAGAUCCCUGUAGAACUCAACUCUUGCAAGAGGCUCAACAAGGUGGUAUUGAGUAGAAAUGGGCUUCAGGGGGGUGUUCCUUUUAAGAGCCUGUCGAAUCUCACAUUCCUAGAUGUUGGCAAAAACGAUUUGAGUGGUGAACUUCCCACGUCGCUAGAUUCCCUCCUUGCUUUACAAACUUUUGAUGCCUCGCACAAUGCUUUCGAAGGGAGAUUCCCCAGUUUUGCAGGACUCAAGAAUCUAUUGUAUCUUGAUCUUUCUACCAACAAACUGACGAGUCCAAUCCCGAGGGAAUUCUAUGACUUGAUGCGACAUCUUUCUUUUCUCAAUGUUUCGGAUAACGACUUAAGGGGAGAAGUGCCACCUUUCGAUGAACACAGAGGUGUGACUAGCCGAAGCUUUUUAAACAAUCCUCAUCUUUGUGGGAAAACAUUGAAUAAGAAGUGUUCAACCGAGAAGUCAAUGCUUGUUGCGAUAUCCGUGGGAGGUACGGUAGGAUGCCUGGUGAUGGUUCUUUUGAUGUACGUAUGCUGCUCCAGAUGCUUACGAAACGCGAAGAGCAGCAAAAGCUCGGCAACUGUUUCUGCGGAGGUUGAGUUGAAUCUCUCUUCAGAGGAUGUCACACGAAUUACACAAAAUUUCAGCGAGCAAAAUUACAUCGGCAUUGGUAGCAUGAGCACCGUGUACAGAGGACAAUUUCUGGACGGCACCGCAGUGGCGGUGAAGAGAUUAACAAUUCGGCGGGGUGAAAUGUCCGAGAGUGCGCAGACAGUACUAGCGGACAGGUUCGAAAUUCUAGGCCAUAUUCGGCAUUCGACUCUCGUCAAAGUGAUGGGUUACUGCUGCAGUCCUGACAUGAAGGCACUAGUAAUGGAGUAUAUGCCCAACGGAACGCUGAGCAACUUGAUGUAUCCAUCGGGGGAUGCCGAAGUGGUGAAAGAGUUUAACUGGACUCAUCGAAUCAAUGCGGCUAUCAGCGUCGCUGAAGGGUUGAAAUACCUUCACCAUGAUUGUCCGACCCCAACUGUUCAUGGAGAUUUGAAGCCGAGUAACAUCAUGUUCAACACGUUUAUGGAAGCAAGGAUGUCCGAUUUUGGCGUCGCAAAGGCUUUGAGUGAUAACGGAAUUGGGCCGAGCGCUUCAAUCGUCGCCACAACCAGUGGCUACUUGGCUCCAGAAUCUGCGAGACAAGCGUGCACGAUCAAGGGCGACGUGUACAGCUUCGGUAUCAUUGUACUCGAAAUGAUCUCUAGCCGGAGCCCACAAUCUCUUGAAGCGGGACAAACCCUGCCCCAGUGGAUACGUGAUACAAUACAACGCAAUAAGUCGCUAAAGCAUGUGCUUGACCCGAUCCUUAUGAGUGAACUGCGCCUCCAGCAGCAGAGAAUGGCGAUGGUUUUGGGCGUGGCGCUUCUGUGCACACGUGAGGACCCCAAAGAGCGGCCAUACAUUACCGAAAUCCUCAAGAUGUUGAAUCAUAUUAAAGCGAAUCGACAAGACGGUAGCCUUAGGGGAUCACGGGGAUCCAGAAGGUUGAGGAGCAGUCUCAGAAAUCAUCAAAGAAACGAGGAGGUCCCUGGAAUUAACGUCCAGCCAUGGCCUCCUUCCGCUGGUCCGUCUGCUCCUCGGCGCCACGUGAUGUCGCUCCCCCACAACCCUACUCUCUCAGACUGGACCCAGGAUUCCGCCGAAAAUAGAUGACCAUGCAGCCAAGCAGCUAAUAGCAAUAACUUUCCACAAGAGUUUGCAAUUGCGCCACCCACAUCAAUCAAGGUCAACAAGGUUGCUAAUCCUGUCUAAGUCAUUUGUUAAACCUGUGGGUCACUCUGAAGGCGUCAAAGACGCAGGUCCUCACUCGGGUGAUGAAGAACAUAGCAGCUUGGUUCUUUCAAGACGUGGGGGUGUGAAUGGUCCACAAUUCUUCCGGCAAGUCCAAUGACUUGUGCAUGAACUUGUAGGAAUCUCAGGAUGGGCACACUGUUGUUAGAUAUUUUGUCCCACGGAUGUUCAAUAAUUUCAGAAGUUGUUCAGACUGUACGUUGCAAAGCGCUUAAGAAAACACAUGAGAAAGUGACAAAAAACUAAAACCAAAAAAAGGAUUCAAAUUUGAGAGAUUCAUCUCCUCAAACUGUAAUAUAUUUCAAUGUUAUUUACA